This is a messenger RNA of Didymosphaeria variabile, 2235 nucleotides long. RefSeq lists its product as uncharacterized. Lineage: Eukaryota; Fungi; Ascomycota; Dothideomycetes; Pleosporales; Didymosphaeriaceae. Bases 1 to 2235 code for a protein of 744 amino acids. The record is from RefSeq and is a predicted model, not a curated record. The transcript has 2 exons.
AUGGCGUCGCCCUCGCAGUCGCCACCUCCGCCGUACUCCCUGGAGGCUGAGGGUGGCAGUGCAUCAUUACCACCACCGCUGCCACCACGCAACAACUCCCAGAGGCCUGCUGCGGACCCUCAUACAGACUCUUCGUUCGCAGCCAUGGCUUCUCAUGACCCACGCUCGUCGUCGCAGCAGUCGCUGGGCGCGCAGAUUGAUGAUGACAGAGCAGGCAGACGCCGCCUCAUGCUUGUGUACAUCCACGGCUUUAUGGGCGAUGAGACUAGCUUCCGAAACUUCCCCGCUCAUGUUCACAAUCUCGUCUCCGUCACACUGGCCGAGUCUCAUGUAGUCCAUACCAAACUCUACCCGAAGUACCGUUCGCGAUAUGCGCUUGAGGUUGCUAGAGAUGACUUUUCCAAAUGGCUGAGUCCACAUGAAGACAGAUGGACGGAUGUGAUACUCCUUGCACACUCUAUGGGCGGUCUUGUGGCGGCCGACGUUGCUCUACUAUGUCGGCACCGAAUAAUAGGCGUAAUCAAUUUUGACGUCCCUUUCCUAGGUAUGCACCCUGGCAUCAUCAAAGCUGGGCUCGGAAGUAUCUUCAAGCCGUGGCCAGAACCGCAGGAUCAGACCGUUGAAGAACCCGACCCGACUGGAAAGAAACUCAGCCGUUUUAAUACCCUGUUCAACCCUAAACCGAAUGACCCCAACUUCAAUGCACCUUUCCCCAAUGACGUACAUCUUCCGGUGCGGAAAGGAUGGGAAAACACAUUGCACUGGCUGAACAAGCACUCCAACGGCGUGGUUCAGGCAGGGAAAAGCUUGGUUCGGUCGCAUCUAGAGUUUGGCUCCGCUAUGGCCGAUUAUCCUACCCUUAAAGCGCGAUACAUGAAAAUUCGGUCCCUGGAAGAAGAGAACGAAAAGGAAAGGAUUGCUGCCAUGCAUGAGAUGGCGCAUCCGCCACGAAUACGAUUCGUCAAUUACUACACCACAAGCACGGGAAGGCCCAAGAAGCCAAAAUCACCAAAGUCGCCUUCGCCAUCGCAAUCACGGUCCCUCAGUAGAACUUCGCAACAUCCAGCAGACAGUACUACAGCACUUGCGUCGUCAGGCGCGCAGCUCCAAAUAGAUGGCCACGGUUCCGAAGCAUCUACAGUCAGCCCCAGGAUCUCGAUCGAACGCCCCCCGGAAGACGAUGUCUUAGAUUUUGUACCGCCAACACCAAUAGACGAAGUCGAUCCAGAGCCGGAAGUCGUUCCACAGCCGUCACUUGAUCCGCAGCCAUCAGUCGACGCUGAAUCUGCAGAACCUGCAGAAUCUGCAUCUGGACCACAGCUUCCAGAUAUUCCGCCGAUACCCCAGGAGCCCCCAUUCGUUGAUUUGGCGCAGUUCACGGAUAAAAGUCAAAGGAAGGCUGCCGAGAAGGAACAUGACCAAGCCCUCAAAGAGUACCAACGGGCCGUCAAGGGACGUAACAAAGUCAUCAACGAGCGGGACAAAAUUCAGGAGAGGUGGGAAAAGCAGAUGAAAAAGGAUCAGCAGUCAAAAGAGAAGCAAGCGCAGAAGGACCAGCAGUCAAAGGAGAAGCAAGCGCAAAAGGACCAGCAGGCUGAAACGAAGCAAACGGAAACACAUAUGCAGCGAGAGGAGAAGCGGCUGCAGCAAGAGGCGAAGCGUAUGCAGCAAGAGGAGGACCGAAUGCAGGGAUGUCUCCCAAUCGAGGAACGAACAAAGGGCAAGGAGAAAGCUGACAGCGAACAACACACCGAACUCAUCCACGAAGAUGUUGGAGCCGUGCAAUUGGGCGGUGACAACGCACCGCGCAGCUCAACGGAUAAUGGGCCUUAUGGGAACUAUGACUUUUCUCGAAGCGCUAUCAUGAACCAAGCUGAGCCAGAUGACCAAGCCUCCUAUACGACGGCCUCGAAUCCUCCCUCAUCAUACAACGAAUCUACGUAUUCACUCACGACCACAGACAGUAACGUCCAAGCUCCUGCUUCUGAAAAGCCACCAAAGGUGAGGCGCUUGAAGAAGUUCUGCAUGCUUCCGCCAGAGGAUAGUAAAGGGAAUAAAGACCCAACAUGGGUGCGCAUAUUCAUGGAGGGCAUCGACGAAGUCACUGCGCAUACAACGUUGUUCUUCGUGAAUGACACAUAUGAGCGUUUAGUCGGGGAUGUCGGCGCACGAAUCGAAGAGUGGGUGUCCGAAGCCGACAGUUUGCGGCUCGCGCGAGAAUUGGAGAGCUUAUGA